Messenger RNA from Durio zibethinus, 2772 nucleotides. RefSeq names its product APETALA2-like protein 3. The record is from RefSeq and is a predicted model, not a curated record. Gene Ontology annotation, molecular function: DNA binding; DNA-binding transcription factor activity. NCBI's taxonomy places the organism in Eukaryota, Viridiplantae, Streptophyta, Magnoliopsida, Malvales, Malvaceae. Gene Ontology annotation, biological process: regulation of DNA-templated transcription.
UUUUAAUUAUCACUUUUAUCUCUAACCUAAAGAAGCAAAAUAGUUUACUAUCAAUUAUUAGUCAUUCAAGGAAAUGAUUUUGUGGGUUUGGUAUUAGCGUUUUUCGUUGAUGUAUGAUGAGAAAGAGUGUUUCAUAAAGAGAGAAAAAUGGAGAGGGUUUUGAAUGAUUUAAAAAAAUCCAAAAUGGCAAAAUAGGCAGCUACUUGUUCCUCAUACGUCCCAUCUUUUCCUUUUGAGGGACCCUCUCUUCUCCCUCUCUCUUUCUCUUUUGUCUUUGAUGUUUCCUCCCUUUUCCUUAGCAAUCACAAGCUUCCAAAGCUUCCACCCAACCUCACUAAAACCAUACCCAACAAACAAAUGAAUCCUCUCCCUUGAUAUCUCCUUCCUUACCCAAACCCACCCUUCCUCUCUUCUUCUGAAGAUAUACAUAUAAACCUUCAAAUCCUUCUUUGUUUUCCCAUUUCAUUUUUUAGCUUUAAUUAUGAUGCUGGAUCUUAACUUGAGUACUAUUUUGGGUGGCGAUGAUGAUUCAGCGGUGAUGGCCGGAGAGAAUAAUCCUUUUGACAUUUCUGGUUAUAAUAAUACUAACCAAAUGGUAAGUUCUGGGAGCUACGAUUCUUCCAUCGUCAACGCCGACACCACAACCACCACCGGUGACGAUGACUCUUGUUCCAACAUCGCUGCCACCGACACUUUUGCUUACUCCUUCGGCAUCCUCAAAACUGCCCAAGAAGAACCAGAAAACAACAGGACAACCAUCCCGCUUUUCCCGGCCAGCGUCGAGGGAAAUGGCGGGAAGUCAACAGGAUCGUCGCAGAAGAAAUGGCUGGAUCUCGGCGGGUCCCAGGAAGCUUCCGAGCACUACCAUGGUGGUGGAGGAGCCGCGGAGCAGAGGAUUGUGACCCAGCAACAGUAUCAACAGCAGGCUCAGUUAAGGCAGCAAGUGAAGAAGAGUCGACGUGGCCCCCGUUCCAGAAGUUCUCAAUAUCGUGGCGUCACGUUUUAUCGUAGAACCGGACGAUGGGAGUCUCAUAUUUGGGAUUGUCGGAAACAAGUUUACUUGGGGGGGUUUGACACAGCACAUGCUGCAGCAAGGGCAUAUGAUCGAGCGGCAAUCAAGUUCCGAGGAGUUGAUGCUGAUAUUAAUUUUAAUGUUAGUGAUUAUGACGAUGAUAUUAAGCAGAUGAGUAAUUUUACAAAGGAAGAAUUUGUGCAUAUCCUGCGUAGGCAGAGCACCGGUUUUUCAAGAGGGAGUUCCAAAUACAGGGGAGUUACAUUGCACAAAUGUGGCCGAUGGGAAGCUCGAAUGGGGCAAUUUCUUGGCAAGAAGUAUAUAUAUCUUGGACUAUUCGAUAGCGAGAUAGAAGCAGCAAGGGCUUAUGAUAAGGCUGCUAUAAAAUGUAAUGGAAGAGAAGCGGUCACUAACUUUGAGCCAAGCACAUAUGAGGAGGAAUCUGAAAAAGGAGACCAGAAUCAAGGUCUUGACCUGAACUUGGGCAUUGCGCCUCCUUGUACAUCUGAUCCCCAAAAGGAGAGCGACAAUUCAAGUAACUGGGAUGGCCUGCCCGUUGAGAGGGGAGCAAGGAUCGAGAACUCUGUUUUGACAACAAUGAGCCUUCAACCUAGUCUAGGCCAGGCAAUGGCAUUCAAGCACAUUCCAAACUGGAAUGGUGCAAAUUCCACUUUCUUUCCAGUUUAUAGGGAAAGAGUGAUAGAGAAGAGGAUAGAAGUAGGUUCUCCACCAAGCUUGGCAUGGCAAAUCCAAGGCCCUUAUAGUGGGACCAAUCCAGUGCCACUCUUCCCUACUGCAGCAUCAUCAGGAUUCUCAUCUUCAAUAAUUACUUCCUCAUCAGCUGCUACUGGCCAACUUCACAAUCCUAACACAACAUUCCUCCAUCACCAUUAUCCUCCGGUGAUCACAAACCCUAACAUCUCCCAUUUCUACUGCAGAAGCUGAAAGGUAGAAUAUGCCACCAUUUAUCAUAUCUCUCUACUAAAUGGAGAGAGUAUGGGUAGGCAAUCGAUGAAACAAAAUUUGAGGGCGUAGCAAAUGUAUUAUAAUGUGAAAGGCGGUAUACACAGAAUGAUCAAAUUGAUCAUGUUUGUUUCUUGUAAAGCUCAUCAAACUAGCAAAUGUAUUAUGGUUUGGUGGUCAUGUGCAAAAUUUGGUCAAUUUGAGCCAUAAAUUCGAAUGUGACUGCUGUUAAUGGUGCCAUUCCAAACCUCUGUUUGAUCUAUCUGUAACCAGCAAAUAUGUUUAGCCUUUUGAGACGUAACACUCGGCAGAGAGGGAAAGCAAAAUGUUAGGUUAGGUCCCUUUUAUGGGUUCUCGUUUUCAGCCUAACUAAAGCACUAGACAGUGGUCUUCAACCAAAGGAGUUAAUGAAGGAAUUUCAGAGAGUAAAAAAAAAAGUUAUCAUCUUCGUAGAGCUUAUGAACUGCUAUAAAAAAGUUUUACCUGAUGUGAAAGUCAUCUUCCCUAUUUGCAAUUUACUAUUCUACCCCACCCUUCAUAUUCAUUUAAGACGAAGGGUCCGCACUGCCAUCGGUAAAAAGGAGACAAAGAAAAAUCUCUGAUUGAAAAUAUUUACUGGUACUUCAUUUUGUGUUUUGUUGAAAGAAUAAAAACUGAAGUAGCAAUCUAUAGUCACGUGUAAAAUUGGGGGUACUUCAUAUAUUGGCCUUUGAAAUACUUGUUUGGAUUAACAGUUUAAAAAAAAAAAAAAGGGAAAGAAAGUAAUAAAGUCCGCAUUCCUCGGCUUUGGUCAGGGA